AUGUGUUUAUUGAAGGCUUUCAUUAUAAAAAAAUAUUUAAAAUUUGACAACUCCAAUUCAACCCGUCUUUCAGCUUUGCACCGGCACCAGAUAUUUAAUCUCAAAACACACUCGCCAUCGAUUACUGUGAUGCAUCCUCCUAACUGGAAAAUAUUUUCUAUUCUGUUCGCAGCAUUAGCUCCGGUACAUUUGAUCAUAGCUUGUUUAAGCCCGUUAGAUAUUGCAAAUGCUGUCAACAGCCUUGCUACCGAAACAUUUAGUUUGAAAGACUACGUCGCUUCCGUAGUAGCAAGUCACAAGGCUACUGGUAUCCUAAGUAUCUAUAGACAAUUCGACGAGAUAUACGAUCAUACUUUGAGCGACAUUGGAUUCACGAGCGGAUGUAUCGUCCUCGUCAAUAAUACCGACCAGCAAGUCGUCUACGAAGCCUAUUCAAACGUAAUAUUUGCACUAAAAUGA
This is a messenger RNA of Talaromyces proteolyticus, 459 nucleotides long. RefSeq lists its product as uncharacterized. Bases 1 to 459 code for a protein of 152 amino acids. The transcript has a single exon. The record is from RefSeq and is a predicted model, not a curated record. Lineage: Eukaryota; Fungi; Ascomycota; Eurotiomycetes; Eurotiales; Trichocomaceae.